AUGUUGCUAAAGAUUGUGGCUGCUCUGUUAGCUCUUAAUAUUGUCAACUGUAACCCGGAUAACGAAACAAGAUGUAAGCAUUUCUGUUUUUCUCGUUGCCACUCGGAAGUUAAGAUUUCACGCUCCUUCAUCCUCACUAUAAGUUCCCGGAUUCCCCAGGAACAAUUCCAAAAAGUCCCACCGAACACAUCUAAAAGACGAUUCGGAACUCAAGCAUACCUUGAACUGGGAAUAAUAUUCCGAAAGAACAAUUUCAGUCCAAAAUCAACCUUUAUACAUCGAAGCGCCUCCAAUAUACUUAAAAAACAAUAGAGUUUAUUUCAGUAUGCCCAGACUUUGAUUCCUUCGACCGACCAAUCCGGAUCACCUCGGAGACCUGCAAGGAUAUGUCGUCGUAUGGUUUCGCCCUCCCUCCGGUCUUUAACAUCUAUAAAUCUCCACAAAUUGACUUUACUUUUGAAGUUGUAAGCUGACUUUAGUUGUCUUAUGAGACAAAUUUUUACCUUCUGUUUUCUUAUUAUACGUUAGUUGUAAAUCUCAUGAUGUAUAAUAUCCUUCAACAUUUACAGGGUAAAAUCAACGAUUCUUCAACCAACGACACUUGUUUACUCGAGUAAGUUCGGUAUUUCUCACCAGAUUCGAAUGAGAGCGGAAGCCUUGCUUCCACGGCGCUUAGCGCGUUCGGUUGUUAACCAAAAUGCUUCGGGUCUAGCCGAGAGCGAGUAGUGGCUUUUUGGUGAUAAAAGCGGUGCAUUUAGGGUGAUGUUUCUUGCAUUUCAUUUCUAGGAGAACAAUUGACCCGAGUCAAGUCAUAUCUUUUGGUGGAAAAGAAACGAGAAAAAACGCUCUCUCGUUAAAAAAGGAACCCGUUUCUUUUCCGAAAAAGAAAAUAAAGGAGUGCUGGAAGAAAGCAAGGUAUUUCGGAAAACUUUUCCCAGUUCAAGGUACGCUUGAGAUCCGAAUCAUCUUUUUGAUGUGUUCGAUGGGACUUUUUGGAACUGUUCCUGGGGAUUCCGGGGACUUAUAUUGAGCAUAGCGAAAGCAGUCUUCGUUCAGCUUCUCCUUGACCAUCAACACAUGCACCGUCUACGUUACCCAGUUCAAAAGAGGCAUUCCUUUUUAUAUCGAUCAUAAGUUCCUCAAAGCGAAACGAGAAUAUGAUCAAUUGCAAUUGGUAGCCUAUGAUCACGGCGAAUCGGAAAUUCUCUUGAACUCAACUGGAUGUACCGAUGACUGGAACACUCAGAAAUAUUUUUCAUUUAUUUUAGAGUCAAAUGUCACAAAAAAUGAAUCGAAUUGCAUUUUUACUACGGUAAAUUUUUUUAUUGAGAAAAUUGAUUUUACGUCGUAUUUCAGAUCGCCGAGGAAUUUGCCUUGCUCUAUGACAAGAAACAGCACCAUAAACCAGUAGAAGUCAAGCCAGAUGGAAGCUUGAAAUCGUUGAUCAAGAUGGUCGAAUGCAAAGAAUAUUGUUUCUUGAUCCUGAUGGGGCACUUGAUCUUCUUGUAAGCCCAAUUUUGGAUCAAUUUUGUGUUGUUUUUAGGAUCCUUUCUUUUGGAAUUUUCUUCUACACCCUUUCCAAGGUUCUUCGAAGGAAAGUAAGUCAUCCUGUUUUAUAUGUCGGCCAUUAACAGCAGGCCUCACGAAGGGGGAAUCUUUGAGACGAGACACUCUAGAAAACAGGAGAGUCUGUCGCAAAGAAAAUUCUAUGCUUAUUUUUUAUUGAAAUUUUAUUUUCAGCGUGACUCUCCAAGUUCAGAUUAUCCGGAUAAAGAAAAGAAACAGUCGAAGAAGGAAGGAAAUAAAAAGAAAAGAAAGGAGUCACAGAAAGAAUCGAUGAGACAAAGCAAAGAGAGCCAGAAGACUGCCAAGAAGGAGUCCAAGAAACAAAGCGCCAGACAAAGCAAGAAGAGCCCCAAGCGAUCAACGGCUCCAACUCAAACCAAUAAUCUGACGGCGAGUCCGGUUAGCAGCAGCACUGUUUUGGAAUCGCGAUUCUGA
This is a messenger RNA of Bursaphelenchus xylophilus (pine wood nematode), 2001 nucleotides long. The record is from the annotation of a GenBank genome assembly. NCBI's taxonomy places the organism in Eukaryota, Metazoa, Nematoda, Chromadorea, Rhabditida, Aphelenchoididae.